AUGGUUCGAUGUCAAUUAUUCCUUUUCUACUUAAUCCUUAUCCAUUAUGUGUUAGCAGUUCGAAAUAAAAGUAGGCCGAAAGCGGAUUUUUACUUGAAGACGAAUUGCGAAUUGGUGAAGAGGCGAAAGAAUGGCUCGAAGGCAUAUUUCAAGAGGAAGGUUCGGGAUGAGGAUUUAGGUUUGAGGUCAUUCUAUGACCAGUUGAGAGGGGGGAGAAGUAAUUGUAGCAGUGCCGGUAACCAUGAUAACCACGUUGAUCGACGCAACAGCGGCGCGCUGCGUGCCACGAGCACGUUCGUAUCCAAGUACUACAAAAUAAAUAUAAACGAUGUGUACAGCUACCUGAAUAGGAAGAAGUAUGAGUACAUAGAGACAGACGUGAAGAUAACGCUCAAGUACUGUCCAUUUUGCCCUCCACACAAGUAUAAAUAUGAUAAUAUGUACAAGCAUGAAAUUUUUAAAAACACCGGAAAUAGUUAUUGCCACAGGUGUGGAUAUAAAGGGAGCUUCUACGAUUUCAAACUAAAAAUGGGAGACCUCGUAACAAGCAAUUUCGAAAGUACUGUUGUGAACAAUACGACCUAUGAGGAGGAAAAAAUAACCUUCAACGAUGUUAAGGUGUAUAAUAUGAAUUUGUUGUACUCCAAGGAGGCAGAAGGGGCAAGGAAAUAUUUAGUCGAAGAAAGGAAGCUAAAUUUAGAGACGUUAAAAAAGUAUUAUAUAGGAUUUUCUAUCAUGGAAUUUCAGUCGUUAGAAAAUUCAGGAAAAUUUGAAAAACACGAAUGCUUAAUUUUCCCCUUUAUAAAAAAAGCCAAUGAUAUGAAUUCGAUAGGGUUAAAUGGAAAUAGAAACAACACCAAUGAAAAAGAUUCCUACGAAAUUGUCCGCAUAAAGGUAAGAAGCUUAAGGGAUAAAGGAUACAUGAGAUUAUACCCCAAGAAUGUGAAAGACGAAAUGAAAUUAUUCUUUUUUGGAGACCAUUUGGUUAGUAAUUCUGAAGAGAUUGUCCUGACGGAAGGGGAGAUAGAUGCCAUGACUGUAAAUCAGGAGACGAAUUAUGCCGCCAUUUCUUUGCCUAAUGGUUCCAAAUCUCUUCCCAUAUAUUUGUUGCCAUAUUUGGAAAGAUUCAAAAAAAUACACCUGUGGCUGGAUUUCGACAAGGCCGGAAAAUCUAGCGUCUUUAAUUUUGUUAAUAAAAUUGGCCUAGGGAGAACGAACGUAAUAAACGAUACGAAUGUGCAAUAUCUGGAUGAACAGGUGUUCGAGAGGAAGAGGAAAAAUAUGUUAACUAAGGGAGGUCUCCUCUUACCCCUAAUGAUUGGCGAUAACGCCAUUGGCGUAGCGGAGCAGAAGCAGGAUGCUAUUAAAGAAAAUACGCAAAGUGGUGAAAAAAAUGGGAAUACUGAGUGUAUAGCGGGUGGAAAUGAACCCAACACAGCUGUAGAUCCCAUAUCAGGUACAAAGAAAUCAGAUUUGCAAAUAACAGAAAAGGCGAAAAGUGAAGGUGAUGGGAAAAACAAUUCCAUUUGUGGUGACACGGGAAAUAAGCAAGAGGAGGCGCAAAAAAAAGUAAAUGAAGAAUCCAAAGUAAGAGCAUUCCACUUUGUACAGAACAACAUCAUGUACAUACCAAACAACAUCGUUGUAAAGGAUGCCAAUGACUGUCUAAGACAUAACAUAGAUAUACGAUUUUUUAUAGAAAAUAGCGAAAAGGUAAAACAUAGCCAAAUAUUAAACUUCAAUGAUUUAAGGCAAAACAUUUUGGAAGAAUUAAAAUAUCCGGAUAGAAUAAAUGGAAUAAAGAGUAAAACCAUUCCAUCUUUGAAUAAAUUUCUAUAUGGCCUACGUAUGGGAGAAUUAUCCAUAUGGACAGGUCCAACAGGGGUAGGAAAAACUACUCUCCUGUCUCAACUUUCGCUAGAUUAUUGCAUCCAGGGGGUAUCUACCUUAUGGGGGUCCUUUGAAAUUAAUAAUAUAAAAUUAGGAAAAGUAAUGUUAAAUCAAUUUUGUGGAAAAAACUUAGAAAAAAAUAUUGAAUUAUUUGAUCUAUAUGCAGAUAAGUUUGAAUUAUUACCGUUAAAAUUUCUGAAGUUUCAUGGAAGUACAAAUAUUGAUCAAGUCCUGGAUGCCAUGGAUUAUGCAGUUUAUGCCUACGAUGUGAAGCAUAUAAUUAUUGAUAAUUUACAAUUCAUGCUAAAUAUAAAUAAAUUUUCUGAUAUUUAUGAACUACAAAAUAUUGCAAUAGAUAAAUUUCGAUCCUUCAGUACAAAUAAGAAUGUCCACAUCACUUUGGUUGUUCACCCAAGGAAGGAGGACAACAACCUUCUGUCCAUAGCUUCCGUGUUUGGUAGUGUCAAAUCUACGCAGGAAGCUGAUAACGUGUUUAUCAUACAGAGACAAGUAUCUAAAACAAAUGAAACUGUUUUUUUCAUAGACAUUAAAAAAAACAGAUUUAAGGGAUGCUUGGGUAGAAUCCCUUACUUGUACAAUAAAGAAAAUAUGACCAUCAAGGAGAUGUCCAUUGGCUACUUAAAUGAUGCCAUUCCCAGCAGCGGCUAUGGGACCAAGGUUACCACCCCUCCUUCUAAUUUUGUGCCGAACGUUGGGCCCCUUCGUGGUGGCCUGGAUUUCACGCUGUGCGAUGAGUAUGACUAUAUGAAGCAGUUGUCCGAAGAGUACGAAUCCAAACACGCAAUGCGCAAGUACCGCGUUGGCGCUGAUGGUAGGGUUAGCGGUGUCGGGAGUGCAAGUACAAAUAACCCUAACGCUUCUUCCUCCGUACACCGCGCUCCAAAUGAAUGUAGGAACGAUAGCGGCGCGACUGACUCUUUACGCAAUAACCAAAAUAAUGAUAACAAGUCAGUCAACCAAGUAGGCGAUGCAGAGGAUGACCCCACAAGUAAUAAUCGCGUAGUUAAUACAAACGACAAAAGCGAAGAAGGAAGAAUAAAAAAAAACAUGCUCAAGGGUGAUGACCAAGGACGCACAACAACCCCUGUAGGAAAAACUACAAAAAGUGAUAAACCAAGUGGUGAUAUCAUCCAUGUGCAAAAUUCACCAAACACAAAAAGGGAGAAGCAGGAGGCAGCCCCAGAUGUGCCCAAACAAAAUGUAUCAUCCUACCGAUUGAGCAGUGAAGGGAUAACAAAACUAUGCGAAGAAAUAAAAGACAACAAAAAUGAAAUGCUAAAAGAUAGAGAGAUAACCAUAUCAAUGAGGAACUGUGUUAUAAAUAAAGAUUCAACGAUAAAAGACAUUCGAAAUUUUAUAAAGACAAACAAGUUAAAUAUAAAAACGGCUGGAAAGAAUCUAAAAAAGGUAGACGUUUUUAUAGCCAUUUUGCAAAGUAUUCCGAAGGAGUACAUAACGAUUAAGUACGGAGGAGGGGAUGUAGAAAAGGAUAAUCCAGAUAAAAACAGUGUGGGAAAUAGAACUGGUGAAAAUGUGAAACGGACCAAAGUGCAUAGCACGCUCGCAGAAAAUCAUAACGGUGUGAUAACGGGGGGUAAUCCUUCCGGCGCAUUACCAGUUGGGGGGCCCACCAAGAACAAUUUCAACAUUGUUUCGUCUGUUAAGGAAUCCUCUGCGAGCGGCCAUAACAUUGGGCAUAGUUUACGUGGUUAUGUAAGUCACCCCGGAAAGGAGGAUGCCCUGUCGGGAGAGAAGCAGUACAGUGAAGAAAUAAAAUCGAUAUACGGGGAGGAAGUUACAAAAAGGUACAUACAAGAUAAUAUAAUCAACGUAGACGACAACAUUGUUAAGCGGAGUGGCAUGUUCAAAUUGGAAGGAGACAACAAAAUGGUAAGUAACGAAAAAUUGGAGUAUUACGAACCGGUGAAAAAAUUCGAUGACGAUAUUGAGUCGAGAUUUUUUCUCAUAAAUGACAAUAAUUACAAUGAAAAGAUUAAUAAUAUUUACAAAAACGUAACGCACUGCGGAUUAGACAUUGAGACAACCGGACUGGAAGUUUUUGACGAGAAAAUUCGCCUCAUUCAGAUCGCCGUGGAGAAUUACCCAGUGAUCAUUUACGAUAUGUUUAACAUAACGAAGGAAAGCAUCUUGACUGGGUUGAGGGAAAUCCUAAAAAACGAAAAAGUGGUGAAAAUUAUACAAAACGGAAAAUUUGAUGCCAAAUUCUUAAUGCACAACAAUUUCCAAGUGGAUAACAUAUUCGACACGUAUAUAGCUAGCAAACUUUUAGAUAAAAAUAAAAAUAUGUACGGAUUUAAGCUGAACAAUAUUGUAGAGAAAUAUUUAAAUGUAACCCUAGACAAGCAACAGCAAAAUAGUGUGUGGAAUAAUUCUUUGUUGAAUAAUAAUCAACUGUUUUACGCAGCCAGAGAUUCCAGCUGUUUACUGAAAUUGUACAAAAAAUUAAAAUCUGAAAUUUGUAAGGAAAAUAUGGAAACGGUGAAUGAUAUUGAAAAUAAGUGCAUUUUGCCUAUUUGUGAUAUGGAGCUUAAUGGUAUCACGGUGGACCUGGAAAGUUUGAAGAAAAGUACGAAUGAAAUUUUGAGCGAAUUAAAUACAGAAACAAGCAAAUUGAAGGCAGAGCUGAAAGACGAAGAAAUUAACAUUAACUCACAGCAACAGGUACUAAAAGCAUUACAAAAUAACAACGUGAGGGAUAUUUCAAAUAAGCUUAUCGAAAAUACAUCCGAUUCAAACUUGAAAAAUUUCCUCAACCAUAAGGAAGUAGUCCUAUUAAGAAAUUACAGAAGAUUGUACAAGCUGUACUCCGCCUUUUACUUAAAGUUACCACAACACAUAAACAAAAAAACGAACAAAAUACACACGACAUUUAAUCAGUUAAAAACUUUCUCAGGUAGAUUUAGCAGUGAAAAACCAAACUUACAGCAAAUUCCAAGGCAAAAAAAUAUAAGGGAAAUUUUUAUUCCUCAAAAAGACAACAUAUUUAUAAUCGCCGACUUUAAGCAAAUUGAGCUAAAAAUAGCUGCCGAAAUUACCAAUGACGAUAUUAUGCUCAAAGCGUACAAUAACAAUAUCGAUCUGCACACACUCACAGCUAGUAUUAUCACGAAGAAGCCCAUAGCGGAUGUAAAUAAGGAAGACAGACAUAUUGCCAAGGCCAUAAACUUUGGGUUAAUUUACGGAAUGAAUUAUGUGAAUCUGAAAAAUUAUGCAAACACAUAUUACAACUUAAAUAUGAACCUAGAUCAAUGCCUUUAUUUUUACAACUCCUUUUUUGAGCAUUAUAAGGGCAUAUAUAGAUGGCAUAAUCAAAUAAAACAAAUCAGAGGUUUAGAGUAUUCCACUCUUUCCAACAGGAAAGUCAUAUUCCCCUAUUUUUCUUUCACCAAGGCUUUGAAUUACCCAGUACAGGGCACCUGCGCUGAUAUUUUAAAAUUGUCCUUAGUUGAGCUAUAUAAAAAUUUGAAACCUAUCCAUGGGAAAAUCAUCCUCUGUGUACAUGAUGAAAUUAUUAUCGAGGUUGACAAGAAAUAUCAGGAGGAUGCUUUAAAAAUCCUCGUGGAAUCGAUGGAAAAUUCCGCUUCGUUUUUUUUGAAAAAAGUCAAGUGCGAGGUUUCCGUGAAGAUUGCGCAGAACUGGGGCUCCAAGGAGUAG
Messenger RNA from Plasmodium knowlesi strain H, 5586 nucleotides. Its product is annotated as POM1-like protein. NCBI's taxonomy places the organism in Eukaryota, Apicomplexa, Aconoidasida, Haemosporida, Plasmodiidae. Gene Ontology annotation, biological process: DNA-templated DNA replication. The transcript has a single exon. The record is from RefSeq and is a predicted model, not a curated record. Gene Ontology annotation, molecular function: single-stranded DNA binding; 3'-5' exonuclease activity; 5'-3' DNA helicase activity. Bases 1 to 5586 code for a protein of 1861 amino acids.